AUGUGCUUCGGGACAACUCUCUCAGUAUUGAUGAUGCUACAGCUGUCCCACCUCCUGAGCCUUGUUUUCUCUACUGAGACCGACAAAGCCCUCACUCAGGAUAACAGCAGCGCUGGGAGUCCAGGCCUGCUAGAAGUUCUGAGGGUCCUCUCUGCUGCUGACCACCAGUCCCUCAGCCAUCCACGAAGCCUCAUGAAAAUUCUGUUCGAGAAGACUGGGUGUCCACAGAGGACAAACAGGAUGCAAGGAGACUGCAAGCUGUGUUUGGAACCAGAUGCGCUGUUACUAACAGCUGGUGGAGAUUUUGAGGAUGAGCUUAGAGAGGAGGUGGUCCAGAGAGUUUCUCUCCUCCUCCUCUAUUACAUCAUUCACCAAGAAGAGAUCUGUUCCUCAAAGCUCAACAUGAACAACAGAGAGUAUGCAUUUUACCUGCAUAGCUUACUGGGUCUCAGGCAGGAUGAAGACUCCGAUUUCCUUUCACAGAAGGAGACUGAUGACAUCCUGACUCUCACCAGGAAAUAUUUUGGCACUUCUGGUAGCCAGUGUAUGGAAACUAAGACACUACAUAGGAAAUCUGGUGUUCAAGGCCUCGAUGGUGCUGACAGAAAGACACUUCCUCAGCUGGCAGCAAGCAUCAUCGCCCUGUCUCUCCAAGGAAUUUGCCUGGGGAGAGCAGAUUUGCCUUCCCCAGACGACUUUACAGACUAUAUUUUCAGUUUCUUGAAUAGUACCAAUUCCCUCCACCUAUCCGACCUAGACCAACUCCUCAACAUACUGUCUACCAGAAGGGCUUGUGCCAAAAAGGAUCCCCUCCAUCAAUACCAAAGGAAACAAAAUGGGACAAUACACAGUUGGGGAGACCCUAAGACAUCUGUAGCAAUGGAGAAAGAGUCCGAUGACCAUUCUGUUUCCUGGGAUCAGGCUUGCUUCUCUGCUAGGCAACUGAUGGAGAUAUUUCUACAGAACCAUAGUAGUCUGUCCAUUUCUAAGGAGGACUUCAACCAGCUAAGUCCAGGGAUCAUCCAGCAACUGCUCAGCUGCUCUUGCCAAAUGCCUAAGGACCAGCAAGCAAAGCCUCCACCCACCACUCUGGAGAAAUACGGCUACAGCACGGUGGCUGUGACAUUCCUGACGUUGGGUUCUAUGCUUGGGACGGCGCUGGUCCUUUUUCACAGCUGUGAGGAGAACUACAGUCUUAUUUUACAGCUGUUUGUGGGCUUGGCUGUAGGGACCCUCUCUGGGGAUGCUCUGCUCCACCUCAUCCCUCAGGUUCUUAGUUUACAUAAGCAAGAAGCCUCGGAGCUUGGACAUUUCCAUGAAAGCCAAGGUCCAAUUUGGAAGCUGUUGGGAUUGCUUGGUGGCAUCCAUGGGUUUUUCUUGAUAGAAAAAUGUUUUAUCCUUCUUGUAUCACCAAAUACCAAGGGUCUGCCAUUGGUUAAUGGACAUGUGGGACAUGCCCACCACCUUGCACUCAACCCUGAAUUAGAUGACCAGUCAGGUGGAGGCAAGUCUAUUUCAACCAUCCAGCUGAAAGGCCCAGAAGAUUCACAGACUGCUGAGCUCCCCAUUGGUGAUGUGCCAAACUCCAACAGAAAAUACAAAACUAUCAGCUUAUUGGCAAUCAUGAUAUUGGUUGGGGAUAGCCUGCACAAUUUUGCAGAUGGCCUCGUAAUAGGGACAGCAUUCUCAUCUUCACUGGAGUCGGGAGUGACCACAACAAUUGCAAUUUUGUGUCAUGAAAUUCCCCAUGAAAUGGGAGAUUUUGCUGUGCUCUUAAGCUCGGGACUCUCUGUCAGGACUGCCAUCCUGAUCAAUUUUAUAAGUGCCCUGACUGCCUUCAUAGGACUGUACAUUGGUCUCUCAGUGUCUGCUGAUCCACGCGUCCAAGAAUGGAUCUUAACAGUGACGGCUGGGAUGUUCUUAUAUUUGUCUUUGGUGGAGAUGCUUCCCGAAAUGACUCAUGUUCAAACACAACGACCCUGGAUGACGUUUCUCCUGCAGAACGUUGGAUUGAUCCUGGGCUGGCUUUCCCUUUUGCUCUUAGCUGUAUAUGAACAGAAUAUUAGAGUAUAA
This is a messenger RNA of Cricetulus griseus (Chinese hamster), 2073 nucleotides long. Lineage: Eukaryota; Metazoa; Chordata; Mammalia; Rodentia; Cricetidae. The record is from RefSeq and is a predicted model, not a curated record.